Molecule: messenger RNA, 508 nt
Organism: Podospora pseudopauciseta
Lineage: Eukaryota; Fungi; Ascomycota; Sordariomycetes; Sordariales; Podosporaceae
Exons: 3
Coding region: 1-264 (87 amino acids)
Source: RefSeq, a predicted model, not a curated record
AUGGCUAUUGGAACAACCGACCCCACAUCUCAACGUCUUACCUCGUCUCGGUCAACAGAUAUCUCAGAGCACUGGCACCUUCACCUCAAUAUUAACCACAAGUUUGAGACACAGGAGAAACACAAAGCGUUCACUGUUCCGCUAGUCGUGAACCGGUUUCUUGCAGCUGGGUCCGAGUCUGCUUCUACUGUUUGGGAGCGUCUGUUAGACAAAGAGGAUGCUUGCACAAGAGCCAGACACAGGAGGGACCAAGUUAAGAGGUGAUCAUAAGUUUGCCCUGCUUACCAGUUGGCGGGAACUUUGCGGCACUGGAAUUGGAUUUGUGCUAUUUGCUUUUUGGUCGUGGGAGGCGUUGGGUUGGGGGUUAUUGAAUUGGAGGGUUGUUGCCUUAUCUCGAAAUGGUUUUUGUUUUGUUCAACAGUUUUGUUGAUUGGAGUUGGGAGUCUGUUAUUUUGGACACCAAGGCUGGUGAGGGGUGUUGUUGUUAUUUGAGACUAUAUAGAGUACA